Triticum dicoccoides is the source of this 779-nucleotide messenger RNA. Its product is annotated as ferredoxin-1-like. Gene Ontology annotation, biological process: electron transport chain. NCBI's taxonomy places the organism in Eukaryota, Viridiplantae, Streptophyta, Magnoliopsida, Poales, Poaceae. Gene Ontology annotation, molecular function: 2 iron, 2 sulfur cluster binding; electron transfer activity. The transcript is spliced from 2 exons. Bases 174 to 626 code for a protein of 150 amino acids. The record is from RefSeq and is a predicted model, not a curated record.
UCAAUGACGCGUCUCUUCUCUUCUCAUCCGUAUCCCAGCCAAGCGCCCCGUGACCGUUCCAUUUCCACGCUCCUCCUCUUCCCCUCUCCCCCUUUGCCUCGCUCCGGAUUGCAGCGCGGCGGCGGCACACUUCCUUCCUUCCUACCAGUACCAGCAGACCCCAAGCACCCGAGAUGGCAACUACAUUCACGGCACCAAUUCUGUGCAACUUGAGAGCGAACCCACGCCUGAACCACAGCACCAGACAACAACCGGCGGACUUGCACCUGAGCUCGGCGAGAAUGGCGCCCACGCUGACAGGCUCAAGAGCACGGAGCGACUUGCGCGCGGCGGCGGUGUACAAGGUGAAGCUGAUCGGGCCGGAGGGGAAGGAGAGCGUGAUCGAGGUGGCGGAGGACAGCUACAUCCUGGACGCGGCGGAGGAGGCCGGCGUGGAGCUGCCCUACUCGUGCCGCGCCGGCGCGUGCUCCACCUGCGCCGGCAAGGUCCUGGAGGGCGGCGUGGACCAGUCGGACCAGUCCUUCCUGGACGACGCGCAGGUCGGCGCCGGCUACGCGCUCACCUGCGUCGCCUACCCCACCUCCGACCUCAUCAUCCAGACGCACAAGGAGUCCGACCUCUACUAGCAGCACUAGUUUCAUUCAAUCUUUGGCACUGUGAGUGUGAUCUGAUCCGCCUGCAUAAUGUAGCUGUCGCCUGCAUCUUAGCUAAAUUUUAUUCUCACCCCCCUUCAUCGCCGUCGACUUUAACCUGAGCAAGUGCACUUUGUAUUUUCAUUU